CCGCGGCGCCUCCCGCCCCGGCUGCGAGCACAGACCCAGCCUACCCCGGCCUGAAGCCACCACCUCCGAGGCCAGGAAGCUGCGGUGUGUGUGCUCUGUGUCUGUGAGCAGCAGGCUGCUCCUCAGGGAGCGGGAGAGCUCAGAUCGGGAUGUUGGAAAUGUGCGGGAGGCCCUGAGUGGGACUUGCUGUGGGAUAAGAAAUGAAAUUCUCCAGGCUGGCCGGCAGGGAAGAGAGCGUGAUUGGAUCCCUGUGCUCCACACUCGCCGGAUUUUGAGUUCCUGCAAGGAUGGAAAAUCCCCCUGCUGUGGGAUAAGCUGCCCCCUGUGCCUGCCUCAGCAUGCUGAAAGCUCCCCCCUCAAUUCCAACAUCACACCAGCUCCCGGCCGUCAAACCUCACUAGAACUUUGUCUGCUCAACUCCAGAGCCUGCUCAGCUCUGCCCUGCUCCUGCAGCCCAUGAUUCCAUCCCUCUGAUGAGCUGAACGAGUCCAGCGAGGAGCUCCAGGCUCUGUCUAACGCACCGGCCCUGUUGCAGAGCUCAGCCCCGCAGCUCAGCUCCCCCAUGGCUGCAGCCAGCAGCGAGGGGACAGCAGGGACCCGGCUCCUGCCAGCUGGCACUGCCCUGGCCCUGCUCGGUGGCCUGGUCUACCUGGGCACCCUGUGUGCUGCCUGCAAACGGAAGGGCAGGAAGAAGGUCGCUCCAGACGGGGUGAAGCUUGUGGAUGAGGCCCUGCUCUGCCAGACACAGCUGCGGUCCCUCAGCAAGUCGGACACGAAGCUGCACGAGCUGUACCGGGUGAAGGUCAGAGACCUCGUCCAGCGUCCGGCCAGCCUGGAUCUCCCCAGUCCCUCGGCCCCCGGAGGCGAAUCCCUGCACAGCUCCGGCCUCCUGCACCGUGAGCUGCCCCAGAUCCCCGUCCCUGAGCCCCCGGCCACUUCCCCAGCGCCCGACCAGACCUACUCCAACCUGCUCUUCACCCCGCUGCGGAAACCAGCGCCAGACGCCGUCUAUGAGUGCCUGGCAGUGGGGGAGGAGGGCACCCCGGUGCCCCCCCUGCCAGCUGGCACCCAGGUGUCCCCCCCACGGGCUGUGCACGGGGCAGCCGAUUAUGCCUGUGUCCAUAAAGUGAAGAAGGUGGUGUCGGUGGAGGUGCAGGAUGGGGCUGUGGCAGGACCCUCUGGAGCACAGCCCUGCUGGGAUGGUGCAGGCAGUGCCCCUCAUGCCAAGCUGGAGGAGAUGUACUCGACGGUGUGCAAAGCCACCAAGAAGAAAUCCCAGGUCCCUACAUCAACCCCGAGGGCUGUGAAGGAGGAGGGGUCUGUGUGGGCACCCCCCUGCCAGCAGGAGGGGGCCCCAGCAGCCCCAGGCCCCUCUGACCCCUGUUACGAGUCCAUCAGCGACAGAGCAUGGACUGCUCAGGCCUGUGGCACCGACCCUGACUACGAGGCUGUGGACAUUAACUGGAAGAAGGCAGCAAAACGGGACAAGCCAGGGAAGCCUUGUGUCCCCGAGAACCUGUAUGAGAGUGUGGUGGACGUCUGGGCAGGGGGGUCCCGAAAAGCCUCAGUCCGGACAGCAGCCAAUGGGCUGGAGGUUUACAUCACCAACCUAUAGCCCCCCAGGAGCAGGGGCAGUGCCACAGGGGGGUCUCACCUGGCUGGACACCACUGGGUGCCAAAGGGACAGGUGCCAGCAGCUCUGUGCCCACCAGAGCCCCGUGCCCUGCACUCACUCUCUGUAUAUAUUUUCUCUUACUUUUCUACGAGUGUCCUUCUCCCAGCUCAGCCCAGCUGGUGCCAGCAGGUUGCUGGUGGGAUGUCCCAAGAUGGGCACUUUGGGGGUGCUGAGUGCUGGGUGGGACCCCAGUGAGACAGGGCUGGCACUGGCACCAAGAUGGGAACAGGGUGGGGACCAGUCACAUUUUGGGGCAGGGGGGUGACGGGGCUGCAGCCAGCCCCAUGCCUUGGGCUGCAGGAUCAGACCCCCCAUCAGGAGGUUUCUGCCAUGACUGAGGGUCUCUGUCCUCCUCACACUGCCUGGGGGAGACCAGGGCCCCCUCCAGCCCCCAGGAAGCCCUGAGAAGCUUUGCUCCCCUCACGGAAUGUCCCUUGUUAUGGGGAGAUGGGGUCAGCCCUGUGCCUCCAUGGAAUCGUGGAAUAGCCAGAGCUGGGAAGGACCCACAGGGGAUCACUGAGUCCAUCUCCUCACCCUGCACAGGAUAACACAGAAAUUUCCCUGGUGUGGGCCGUGGGCUCUGCUCCAUCCUCCAUUCCCAGCCUUUCGCACCCAUGCAAGGGUGUCUCCAUGGGCAGCCCUCUCCCAAACACCAUUAAAAGGCUGAGAGAACGUUUACACUCUUAAACUGAGUCUGAAUCCCUGGCUCUGGGGGCUCUUGCUGCUGCUGCAACUGGUGCUGAGAGAGCAGCUUUGAGCACAGUGUGACUGAGGGUGCACCCGCCCUGGAUGGGUGGUUUGGCACCUCUGAGAUGGGGACACGCAGCCACCAGGAGCUGCCGUGUGGGGUGAUCUGUGCCAGAGCGGAGCCUCGCACAGGGCUGCGGUACCAGCCAGGCUGUGUUUGCUCAGCAUUUGCUUCCUUGCUCACCUCCCCAGCACUCCUGCGGGUCCCGCAGCCUCCGUGCGCCGGAAGAGCUUGGAUGAGCUGGAUGUGUACCAGAGCUGGAACUUCCCUCCUCUCCAGCCCGCUGGAGAUGCUCGUGGGUGCCCCAAGGGACGCGGUGGCAAGGCAGUGACGGUGGCCCUGGUGACACGGCCAGCGGCUGCCUGACCUCGUGGCACGAUGGCCUGGGGCUGCCUGGAGCCGGGUGGAACCCGCAGCCCCCGUGCCGUGCCGUGCCGUGCCAGGCAGGGCGGCAGGAAGCGACGCGCCUUCCCUCAGCAUCUUUGCCCCUGCACCGCGGCAGGUGAAGAGAUUAAAACUGAAAACGCAGCGCUCAGCAAAGCCCGCUGAAGGUGUUAGAGCUGGAGGCACCCCAGGCGUCGGCAGCCCCAAACCACAGCCGCC
Molecule: messenger RNA, 3026 nt
Organism: Motacilla alba alba
Lineage: Eukaryota; Metazoa; Chordata; Aves; Passeriformes; Motacillidae
Gene: LIME1
Product: Lck interacting transmembrane adaptor 1
Exons: 7
Coding region: 563-1615 (350 amino acids)
Biological process (GO): B cell receptor signaling pathway; T cell receptor signaling pathway
Source: RefSeq, a predicted model, not a curated record